This is a messenger RNA of Lacerta agilis (Sand lizard), 4081 nucleotides long. It is a transcript of the gene ZFAT, whose product is annotated as zinc finger and AT-hook domain containing. Gene Ontology annotation, biological process: regulation of DNA-templated transcription. Bases 83 to 3799 code for a protein of 1238 amino acids. The transcript is spliced from 16 exons. The record is from RefSeq and is a predicted model, not a curated record. NCBI's taxonomy places the organism in Eukaryota, Metazoa, Chordata, Lepidosauria, Squamata, Lacertidae. Gene Ontology annotation, molecular function: DNA-binding transcription factor activity, RNA polymerase II-specific; RNA polymerase II cis-regulatory region sequence-specific DNA binding.
AGGGGACGAAAGUGCUAGUUCUUCCUUUUAUUUUUUUUAAUUCUACAGUUUUUAUUACCACCCCUCACCCUCAUAUCCGGCCAUGGAGGCUCCGUCGGCAGGAAACAGAUCCAUCUUUAUGUGCAAGCUCUGUAACUUAUUUUCCCCGAACCAGUCACAACUGCUGUCUCAUGUCUCCGAGAAGCAUUCCGAAGAAGGGAUAAAGGUGGAUGACAUCGUUAUUCCUCUCAGACCUCUUACGACGCCGGCAAAUCUAAAUAAAAAUGGAGAAGAGCUUCUCGUAGUGAAGAGGAAAAGAGGCAGGCCGAAGGGAUCGACCAAGAAAUUUUACGCUGAUGAAGAACUGGCAGAAAGCAGCAACUGCGCUCCAAGCGAGGGUGCUGCAGUGGGACCGGAGGAAGGAGGGGAGCUGGCGGAAAUUCCUCCAGGCAACCUGGAAUGCCGGAAGUGCAACCGGAAAUUCUCCAAUUCCCGGCAGUUACGGAAGCAUAUCUGCAUUAUUGUUAAACCCGAAGAUUUGGAGGAGGAAGGUGAUGCAGGUAAUGAUUCUGACGUUGACCUUGACAGGAGGGAAGACGAGCGAGAAAAAACGCCCAAGAGGCAACGGCUUCAGAGAACCGAGAAGAGCCUUUCAGCAAAGGACGCAGACCAGCUCUCGGGAGCUAAGAAUCCUAUUAUAAGUGUGGUUCUGACAGCCCACGAAGCAAUUCCAGGAGCUACAAUGAUAGUUCCAGUCGAGGCUGCAGCCGCUCCUGAAACGGAACAGCCAGCAAACCCAGAGACAGUGCCGCCAGACUCCUCUCAGCGAAGAGGCUACCAGGAAUAUGCCAUUCAGCAAACCCCUUACGAGCAACCGAUGAAAUCAAGCAGAUUGGGCGCGACCCAGCUGAAGAUCUUCACCUGCGAAUACUGCAACAAGGUGUUCAAGUUCAAGCACUCCCUCCAGGCCCACCUGAGGAUCCACACCAACGAGAAGCCUUACAAGUGCUCCUUCUGCAGCUACGCCAGCGCCAUCAAGGCCAACCUGAACGUCCACCUGCGGAAGCACACGGGGGAGAAGUUCGGCUGCGACUACUGCCCGUUCACCUGCCUGAGCAAAGGCCACCUCAAGGUGCACGUGGAGAGAGUCCACAAGAAGAUCAAGCAGCACUGCCGCUUCUGCAAGAAGAAGUACUCGGACGUCAAGAACCUGAUCAAGCAUAUCAAGGAAGCGCACGACUUGCGAGACAAGAAAGUGAAGGACGUCUUUGACGAGCUCCGGCUGAUGACCCGCGAAGGGAAGAGGCAGCUGCUGUACGACUGCCACAUCUGCGAGCGCAAGUUCAAGAACGAGCUGGACCGCGACAGGCACAUGGUGGUCCACGGGGACGAGAGGCCCUUCGCCUGCGAGCUGUGCGGCCACGGAGCCACCAAGUACCAAGCGCUCGAGCUUCACGUCCGAAAGCACCCGUUUGUGUACGUCUGCAGCGAGUGUUCGAAGAAGUUCGUCAGCUCCAUCAGGCUCCGCUCGCACAUCAAGGAAGCGCAUCGGGACUUGCAGGAGGCUUCCGUUUUUAACAGCUCCAUCAAUCGGAGCUUUUGCCUCCUGGAACCGGGAGGGGACAUUCAGCAAGAAGCGCUUGGGGAGGAGUUGUCGCAGACCGCGGCUGAGCUCUCGCUUUUAAACUCGAAGGAGUUGUGUAUACCGAAAAAGUCGGGCGAAUCAAGUGCGGUGGAGGGAAGCCAGGAUGAGGACCCCGGUGGCAAUUUGGAAACUUUCCCUGCUCCUCCUGUAGAAUCUGAUAGCUCUCCAGUUGCAAGUGGAACAGAUUCACAGUGCCAGCCUGCGGCAGAAUUAGCCUCGCCAGAUGCGUGCCCAAUUAGCGCUUCGGAUGACUUUCUACAGGAAAGUACUCCUUUGGCUUUGGAUGAAGCGAAGACCCUCCCUGGAAAGGACUUGUCUCCUGACCAUUCAUUAAAUUCGAAAGGCGAAGUAAUGCAGCUUUCUGGAGAUGGGAGCCCCAGUAUAAACCAGAGCGAGCAAGUUCCGCAGUGUGCUCCUGUCCCUGAAGAAAAGGGCCAAACCCUGUGUCUAGAUACUCAGGAAGCUGACAAGUCAGAUGCUGAAAAGGCAGACUCCCCCACGCCAGUGUCCCAUCUGGAAUCCAACACCGCGAUCAGCGAGAAUUCAGAUUCUUGCACGUUGCCUUCAGAGAAUCGGACCGGAGCUGCGGCCUUUAUGCAGAUUUUGGAUAGUUUGCAAAAACGGCAGAUGAACACCGCCUUGUGCGAGAAGAUCAGGAAAGUCUACGGAGACUGGGAGUGCGAAUACUGUGGCAAGUUGUUUUGGUACCAGGUGCAUUACGACAUGCACGUCCGCACUCACACGCGAGAGCACCUCUACUACUGCUCUCAGUGCAGCUACUCAUCCAUCACCAAAAACUGCCUUAAACGACACGUCAUCCAGAAGCACAGCAACAUUUUGCUGAAAUGUCCCACGGAAGACUGUGAUUAUUCAACCCCAGAUAAAUACAAACUCCAGGCCCAUCUGAAAGUGCACACAGAGUUGGACAAAAAGAGUUAUUCCUGCCCUGUGUGCGAGAAAUCUUUUACCGAAGACCGACUUAUAAAAUCGCACAUAAAGACAAACCACCCAGAGGUUUCCAUGAACACCAUCUCCGAGAUUGUUGGCAGGAGAGUUCAGCUAAAAGGGCUGAUAGGAAAGCGAGCCGUGAAAUGCCCCUAUUGCAAUUUUUACUUCAUGAAGAAUGGAUCAGACCUUCAGCGUCACAUCUGGGCCCAUCAAGGCAUCAAGCCUUUCAAAUGCUCCCUGUGCGAAUAUGCCACUCGCAGCAAGAGCAACCUGAAAGCUCACAUGAACCGCCACAGCACUGAGAAGACCCACCUGUGCGAUAUGUGCGGGAAGAAGUUCAAAUCGAAAGGCACCCUGAAGAGCCACAAGCUCCUCCACACCGCCGAUGGGAAACAGUUCAAGUGCACAGUGUGCGAUUAUACUGCCGCACAAAAGCCACAGCUGCUGAGGCACAUGGAGCAGCAUGCUUCGUUCAAGCCUUUCCGGUGUGCACACUGCCAUUAUUCCUGCAACAUAUCUGGUUCUCUGAAGAGACAUUACAACAGAAAGCAUCCCAAUGAAGAGUAUGUUAAUGCUGGCUCUGGAGAGCUUGCUGCCGAAGCCCUUCUCCAGCAAGGUGGUAUUAAGUGUCCAGUUUGCAACUUUGUGUAUGGUACAAAGUGGGAAUUCAACAGACACCUCAAGAACAAACAUAGACUCAGAUUGGUCGAGUAUGACGGGGAGACAAAGUGGGAGCCCAAAGCAGAAAUUGCUGAAGAAACACAGUAUCUCCAUAUCACGGAAGCCGAAGAUAUGCAAGGAACUCAGGCCGCAGUUGCUGCUCUACAGGACCUGCGAUAUACCUCGGAGAAUGGGGGACGACUUGACCCCACGGCUGUGAACAUCCUGCAGCAAAUCAUAGAGCUGGGCUCGGAGCCCCACGAUGCAGCUGCCGUCGCCUCUGUCGUUGCCAUGGCCCCAGGAACUGUUACUGUCGUGAAGCAGGUGACAGAAGAGGAGCAGUCAGCCAACCACACGGUGAUGAUUCAGGAAACAUUGCAGCAAGCUUCCGUCGAGCUGGGCGAGCAGCACCAUUUGGUCGUCUCCUCCGACGAGGUGGAAGGGAUCGGGACAGUGACAGUCUACACCCAGGGGGGAGAGGCCUCUGAACUUAUUGUGUAUGUGCAAGACAUGCAGCCUGUGGAGGAGCAGGUGGAGGAGCAGCAGCAGCCUGGACAGAAAAUCUAGAUAAAAUUCCCAAGGGAUACCAGCCUUCUGGUACCGCCAAACUGCUGCAUGCUUUGUUUUCCAAUGUGUAUUUAAUGUUGGGCAAGAACAGAACCUCCCGCAGCUGCUACUCUAUCAUAUGUUUAGUCUUUGGCAGAUGGCGCACGUGGUUGUUGACUGGACUGGUGGCUUCUUCUUUUUGCCAGUAAAUGUUCUGGUACGUACCGAGCCAUGCGCAGCUUCCUUUCACUCCCCUGCUCGUAAGGAACGCCUGAAGUCGCAGCAAACAGAUCCAUGCAGAUG